This is a messenger RNA of Suillus discolor, 934 nucleotides long. RefSeq lists its product as uncharacterized. The transcript has 3 exons. Bases 50 to 706 code for a protein of 218 amino acids. Lineage: Eukaryota; Fungi; Basidiomycota; Agaricomycetes; Boletales; Suillaceae. The record is from RefSeq and is a predicted model, not a curated record.
GAAGCAGCUUCAAACAUACAAAAUCUCUUUACUGCAUCAAACCGCAACAAUGCUAGAAACAAAGACUUCUGACAGCCUCUUGCGCAAUAAUGUCAAUUUUCCAACAUUCAGCGACCUUCCGCAUGAGUAUCAUGUUGACCCCACCUACUACGUCGAGGGCCCGUACAGAAUUGUACCCAGACAACACUGGUGCUUCCUUGGUGAGAUCGUCGGCUCCUACGGUCUCUUCCGAGUCCUAUUACGCGUAAAGGAUAAAUGUGGUCAAGUCGUCACCAUCGGCCUAUACACAGACGACCGCGGACACACGCUCACUCCGCAAAUCAAGCCAGGCCACACAGUUGCUGUACUGUAUGGCGAACAGCAUAGCUUCUUAGACAUGACCGUCGGCAUACGGGUCGAAGAACCCUCCAUUAUCAAAAUCAUACCAUGCUCGCUUGAGCAGCUGCUGAAGGCCAGCGAUGAUGUGGCCGCAUGCAACUCGAACACCCAAUCAAGAUGCUGUGGGUCUUGUGGUAAAGAGGAGAAUACUUCUCAUAAUACGCACUUGCUCUUGUGCUCCCGCUGCAAACAAACGUCAUACUGUGGAGAGGCUUGCCAGAAGCAAGCCUGGGUGGACGGUCACAAGGCUGACUGCAAGGCACUUGUUUGGGUACAGUGGUGCGCGGCAAGAAACUGGGGAGUGUUCGAUGGAUAUUUUAAUUUCUGAUGCUUUUGCGCUGAUCAAUUUUGGCUUUGCAAAUUAUGCUAUUCUCCUUCUAGUCGCAUUGUAUUGUUCUACUGUCAGCCCAGAAACGUCAUUUCUCGAGAUAUGUAGCUACCCAGGAUUAUCAAGAGUAUGAACCAUUAUUGUGAUUCACUACUUUAAGGGAAGGAGUGAGGGAAACGUAUUCCGCUUGCUGCGCAUCUGUUAUCGUCGCUCCACCACCGAUAGUCA